Molecule: messenger RNA, 873 nt
Organism: Plasmodium malariae
Lineage: Eukaryota; Apicomplexa; Aconoidasida; Haemosporida; Plasmodiidae
Product: protein-L-isoaspartate(D-aspartate) O-methyltransferase, putative
Exons: 3
Coding region: 1-873 (290 amino acids)
Biological process (GO): protein modification process
Cellular component (GO): cytoplasm
Molecular function (GO): protein-L-isoaspartate (D-aspartate) O-methyltransferase activity
Source: RefSeq, a predicted model, not a curated record
AUGUACUAUUCACUUUUAAAAGUACUUAUUUAUAAAACAUUUUUAAGAAUUUGUUUUGAUCUUUCACGAAAGUUAACAUCGGAAUCACAAUUAACAAGUUUGUUAUUUUGCAAGCAUAUUGAAAGGGUUAACAAAUUUUCUUAUCUCAAGCCUUUGAAAUAUAAUUUGCAAAGGAAAACUGAAAAAUACACUAGAAUAAAUACUAUGUACACUUUAGCAGAAAAUAAUCAUAAAAGCUUAAUUGAUAAUCUUAAAAAUAGAGGAAUAAUUGACGAUGAUGAAGUAUAUGACACAAUGUUACAGGUGGACCGAGGGAAAUACAUAAAAGAAAAUCCCUAUGUGGACACACCAGUGUAUAUUAGUCAUGGUGUUACCAUAUCUUCUCCUCACAUGCAUGCCUUAUCAUUAAAGCGAUUAAUGAAUGUGCUAAAGCCAGGAUCGCGAGCAAUUGAUGUUGGGUCAGGUUAUUUAACGGUAUGUAUGGCUAUAAGAACAAAUGUGCUGGAAAAUAAAAAUUCUUUUGUAAUAGGAUUAGAGAGAGUAAAAGAUGUAGUAAAUUUUUCUAUUGAAAAUAUAAAACGUGACAAACCUGAGUUAUUACAUAUAGAUAAUUUUAAAAUUAUUCACAAAAAUAUUUAUCAAGUAAAUGAACAAGAAAAAGAGGAAUUGGGUUUAUUCGACGCUAUUCAUGUAGGUGCAUCAGCCAGCGAACUUCCAGAGAUUUUAAUUGAUUUAUUAGCAGAAAAUGGUAAAUUGAUUAUACCCUUAGAAGAGGGAUAUACACAAGUUUUAUAUGAAAUUACCAAAAAGAAUGGAAAAAUUAUUAAAGAUAGAUUAUUUGAUGUUUGUUUUGUUACUUUAAAAAAGAAUUAA